ACUUUCAAAUUUCCCAUGAAGAAACUAUUCGUUUGUAUAAUCUUCUUCGCAUUUCAAUUCUUUAACAUAGUUGCUUUUGAUCAAGAUUUAAGUAAAAAUAUGACACGGGAAUCUAAAUGAUGAAGAAUUGAUGAAAUGAUUCCGAUUAAUUUUAGGUCCCUUUGAGAAGUUCAUACGGGUGACUUUGAUCUUGACAUUAACGGGACAAGAAUACUCUGAGAAGGUCAUGAAGAACUCUGUGGCCAUUUUGAAAUCUGCUGGAAAUUACAGCGACGCAGAAGCCAAAGCUGUUGAGAAAUUCAUUGAAGUCUUCAAGGAUGAAAACCACCCACCAGGGUCGUUAAUUCUUUUCACUGUAUCUCCCUAUGGGAAUGGAACACUAAAGAUUGGAUUUUCCGAAGAUGGUUCCAUCCCGGAAGUUGUGAAUGCAGUGAUAGAGAAUAAACUACUAGGUGAGGCUGUUCUGGAGUCGAUUAUUGGGGAGCAUGGUGUUUCCCCUGCAGCAAGAAAGAGCUUGGCGGAGAGACUUCCGGAGUUGUUCAAAGAUGGGGAAGAUAAAUUGACCGGAAAUGGAAAUGCCUAAUUUUACUAGUCGUUUUCUAUCCUGGAGAAAUCAUCUAUUAAUCUAUCUGAAUAAUUGAUUCACGAGAAGGAUGUCAUCUGAUGAAGUAGAAGUAAUAUGAAAUUUACAUGUUUUCAUGUUUAAACAUGAAUAAAAUUAUAUAUUAGCA
Messenger RNA from Rubroshorea leprosula, 731 nucleotides. NCBI's taxonomy places the organism in Eukaryota, Viridiplantae, Streptophyta, Magnoliopsida, Malvales, Dipterocarpaceae. The record is from the annotation of a GenBank genome assembly.